AUUGCUACUUUUUAUGUCCGAAAAAUUAAAAAAAAAAGGUUUAGUGAAAAACCGAAUUUAACGUGGACAAAGUCAAAUGCAUUACACGUUUUAUUGACUAAGGAAAUUUUGUUGCUUUUUCAGAAAUUCUGGGGUCCACAAAUCGACCCGCGGCUGGCGCAGUACCUCACCAACUUCCUGUUCGGCGCGGGGCAGCAGAAGUCUCCCACUGUCGACUUCAACAGGUUCGCCGAGCUCUACGUUUAUAAUGUACGAGGUACCGUAGAGGAGAGAAUGAUAGUGAUCUACAACUGUCUCGGCAUGGACUACAACGAGGAUGUGGAACUGCCCUACCAACUGUUGAAAGAGUACUGUGAAAGCAUAGUAUCGACGUACAUGAAGAUGCUGAAAUCGUCGUCCUCGAAGCGUGUGCGUUCGUGGCAGGACAAGGGUUUCCGAGCGAGCGCCUCCAACGUGCAAGCUCUGGGGGAGGCGGUGGCCGCCACCGUGGGGGGAGACCUGGACUCCCCACAGCACCACUGUACAGCAGCACAGCUGUCUAAAUGGUUGCAAACUAACGUCCUGCUGCGGCAGCUGGCCGAGCUGGUGUACGUGAACCUGUACGGCAUCAACAAGAAGCCCGGCGACGAGAGCCCCGCGCCGCUGCCGCCCGCCGCGCCCUCGCUGCUGCCCGCUGCCGACGGUCUGGAGGCGAUGCCCGACUACCCGGCCGUCAUCGACCUGUCGCACAUCGUGUGGGUGAACAGCCACCUGCCGCACAAGUACCAGCACAAGUGGCGCUUCCUCUUCUCCACCAACAUCCACGGGGAAUCCUUCUCCACUAUGACCGGUCGAAUCAUAGACCAGGGUCCGUCAGUGAUUAUCGUCGAGGACUCCUCGGGGUACAUCUUCGGGGGCUUCGCCACAGCGGCGUGGGGCUUCGGGCCCAACUUCACGGGCACGGACGAGGCGUUCCUGUUCACGUGUGCGCCCAAGAUGCGCGUGUACCCCGCCACCAGCUACAACGACCACUACCAGUACCUGAACCAUCACACCAAGACGCUGCCCAAUGGCCUGCUGAUGGGAGGCCAGUUCCAGUUCGGUGGUAUCUGGGUGAACGCGGAACCCUUUGGUGAGGGCGCCUCCGCUGAGUCCUGCAGCACUUUCCGGGGGUAUCGCCGCCUCAGCAAAGAGCCGUCAUUCAGAAUCCGCAGUCUAGAAGUGUGGGGCGUCGGGGACAAGCCGGCAUUGGACAAAGACGACGAUGAACGCGACAUGAGCAUCCUGGACACGAACCCCGAAGCGAAGGCCAUCCUGGACAUGGCAGGUCGCACGCGCCACAGUGAGGGGCUCAGGGAAGAUCCGCCGCUAUAAGCGUGACACGCAGCGCAGUUUACGGGUUAUUUUCGAGAAAAAUAUCAAUGUACGAAUAUCGUACAGUGCAUAGCACAUCUCUUCCAUAAAUGACUAGUCAUACUAUAUUGAUAUGAAAUUGUCGUCCAAAUACUAAUUGUAUACAUUUAUUUAAAUUUUAUUGGUACGGAUGAUAAGUACUGUCUAUGGAGUGAUUUAAAGAGAACCGUCUUAUGUGUGGGAUUUAGGUAACAUGAUUUUUAUGUAAUUAUGGAGGGUAGAACUGUAAGAUAGCUGCGUCGCUGUGUUUAGAAAAUAUUAAUUCAUAUCAUAUUGUUAUGUAGUUUUGCAUUUAAAUCAUUAUUUUCAAAGAGGUGUAAAUCUUAGGGCUGCAUAUCCACCAGAGCGGAGUUAGGAAGCGUAGGGGAGAAACGGAUUAAUGCGGAGCGGAGUUGCGUACUGUCUGUCCACCGGAGCGGAGCGAGGGUGCGGAGCGGAGUUGCAGACUAUGUUAAAUAAAUAAAUGUUAAAUUGAAUUGACAAAGUGUGCUCAACUCCGCUCCGCAUUAGUCCAUCUCUCCGCUAUGCUUCCUCGCUCCGUUCUGGUGGAUAGGCAGCCUUAAAGGGGUCAAAUAUUUAUUUAAUAAAUUAAUUAAUAUUUACGAGUAUGCACUUAUCGCCACUCGGAGAUUGUUUUAGCGUGUAAAUAUAUUUCCAACUUUAUUUCAACACUGGCAAAGUCAAAUUUAUCAAUUCUUAUAACAAUGACGUAGCCAAGAUUUACGUAUUUUAAUGCAAGGAUAGAUAAAGGCGUGUGUUACAUGGAUAGUCGGAAUUAUUUUAAUUACUUUGUAUGAAAACAUGAAAAGUUUUAAUUUAUUAAAUAAAAAAUAAUCGUUAUGCAGUUCGGCUCCUAUAAGUGGACUCAUCAACACCUUGAAGUUAUGGGGAAUACUCCCGAGGUCCCGAGCAUCCUGUAUAUCAUCAUUAACCACCUAAGAUGUUUUUUCGUCAAAAUAUUCGAAUGUAUUUGCUGUAUAAUAUACAUAUUGAAUUGUAUUUUACUUAUUUAUAUUGACAUAAUAUAUUUUAUGUAGGUAUAUGCGCUAGUCGUUUCGUUUUAGGUUUUAAAUUUCGAUAUAUUCCACGAAUAUUUACACGAAGCGAUGACCGUUUUGAAGCUAAUGAUGAUUGUGAUGAUUUGUAAAAAAAAUAAGCUAGUUUUGUGAAAUAUUAUAUUAUUGAUUGAAUCUUGUAAUUUUAGGACAAAGUUUGUUGUGGAUCUCGUAGAUAUGUACGAAAAAUAUAAAUAUUGGCGUAUGGCGUGACGUCAUAUGGCCAAUGUCAUCUAUCUGAUAAACACUAAUAGGCCGUAUGACAGGUAAUCGCUUAGUGUGUGCUGUAUAUCAAACCAAAACGUAAGUGCCAAGGGAUUUUGAAGCUUAUAUAUUAUGUAUAUAGGAUAGGUAGUAUAUUUAUUGUGAUUGCAUGAAUUUCGCACAAAUCUCGAUGUCGCCACAUUCCCGAAACAAAUGAUACUAACCGGCAAAACAAUGUCGAUAGCUUUUGUGAUAGCUUUUUUACUGUUUGUGUCGCUAAUUGUUGUAAUAAUAAUUAAUUUACUAGAUAUUUUGUAUUCAUUAUAAUUUAUUAAACAUUGUGCGUCAAAUAGAAUGAAGAGACUCGAAAAUAAAUAUUGUGAAAGUGAAGUGCUUUUAAAUAGAACUUUAGAAAUGGUUCUUCAUUGCUGAUUCACACUCAUCAUUAUAAACCCAUAUUCGGCUCACUGCUGAGCUCGAGUCUCCUCGCAGAAUGAGAGGGCUUAGGCCAAUAGUCCACUACGCUGGCCCAGUGUGGAUUGGCAGAUUUCGAACACGCAGAGAAUUAAGAAAUUUCUCAGGUAAUGCAGGUUUCUUCACGAUGUUUUCCUUCACCAUUUGAGACACGUGAUAUUUAAUUUCUUAAAAUGGACACUACUGAAAAGUUGUAGGUGCAUGCCCCGGACCGGAUUCGAACCCACACCUUCCGCAAUCAGAAGCAGAGGUCAUAUCCACUGGGUUAUCACGACUCUCAAUUUCAUUUCAAGAUUCUCACUCAGAAGAUACUUAAUCUUCCCACUGUCAAUCAGGAAUUAAUGUCAUAAUCAGAAUUUAUUACUGAUCUUACUUCAUAUUUGGCGCACAAAUAAUGAAAGUGCACUUUGCUAACGUGUAUAAGUAUAUUAAGAUGUACAAAAUAAUAUUUAUUUAAUUUAUUGCGAUGUGAUAUUGUAAUUUUCGAAUAUAUAGUUUGUCCAAAUAAGUGUAAAAAAUGAACAAAUGUAUUUUCUUGUUGAUAGUGCUAUUUUAUGGAUUAUUAAAAUACAAAAAGAGUUAGAAGCUUCAAUAGUUCGAUCCUCGCCCCAUUGCACUAUUGUCGUACCCACUCCUUAUACAGUCUUUCCCGACUAGUUGGAGGGAAUGGGAUUUUGGGGAGGGAAAAAAAAUAUUGAGUGAAACGAAUAUCUUAGCUUUCCAUGGAUUCACCGUGCGCGUGCCGGGUCCAUCGCGUGGCAGGAAGAAAAAUUCCGAGCAGAGUCCUGGACUUGUGACCAAUGAGCGUAGGGUUAAAGAAUUCUUUGACAACCGAUUAACACUCCCCUUCUCCGGUCGUUAUGAUUUUUACGUAGAGAACGUUGUCUAAGGGUGGCCGCUCACUGGCAAUUUUUAGUUGGCCGACUAUUGAGCAACUAAGUUGCCAACGCUUACAACUUAGUUGCGCAACUUUUUAAUUUUUAUGGGUAGUGGCACCAAAACCGACCCCGUGACCGGACCCCAAUAUAUAAAAACGGUUGUGCUAAAAUCCCGAAAAUAAAAUAAUACGCUACUUACACGUACGCAAUAUUUUUACCCACACAUAACAAUGUUUUCACUAUAAGUGUAAAUACAAACUUAGGGACAUUAUUUUUCAACUUUUAAGCAGAUAAAAACUAAAUUUCUACUUUUUAUUCCUUAGCUUUUUCGGUUAAUAAUAAUCAUAGGACAUAGUUUAUAGACUAGUAUAUAAAUGAUAAAAUUAUUAGAGUUCGUUCAUAAUUAGGACUCAGUGUUCAACUACUGUGGUAAAUCCCCAAACUUGGCAAUCAAAUUACUCUUUUUAUAACUUAUCGGGAACUAGGACUUUUCCAUUUCAUUUGGUCAAAUCUUAAUUAUAUAUGGAAUUAUUUAGUAAACUCAAUAAACGUCAUUGUCAUGAAAUAUUUGUCUUACAUGCAUUUAAAGUUGGCCAAAACGCUUAAACGUUCAUCUUUUGGUGUCACUACCCUAAUCGAAAGUAAUCCCUACUCUGAUACGAUCGGCGUCCAAUUUAUUAGUUGCGGCGAUUUAGUCGCUGUAAAUGUGCGUGCUGUCGUAUAUCGCUAUACCUGUUAGUAUACUUGGCAACUUAGUCGGCCGACUAAAAGUUGCCAGUGAGUGGGGGCUCUUAGGCUUUUAGUCGAAGGUUCUUUUUUAUCAGUGGCGUUAAGUUGCAGACAAAUCUGAGACUACAUUUUUGUAAACUAUUUUGAAUAGGUAUCUAGUUCCACUUGUAGAACUUGUACUGCUUCAUAAAAUGAUAUAAACAUAUAUUUAUUCAUACAAUAGAUAAUUAUUAAAUAAUUGUAAAGAAAGAUAACCGAAUUAGUUCAUUUAUUUUUAUUUAUUUAAUUUAAACUUUGGAAAAUACACAGACCAAAACGUAGAUAUCAAAAAUUAAAAAACGAUAAUGUAUCUAUCGUUUUUCUAAUUUUUGAUAUCUAUUUGAUUCUAAGAUUGAGAAAAGCCAAAAACUAAAUUAAUAGUCAUCUUUGUAAAUAAAAUCUUGUAGAUAGUAUAAAUUUUGGAUCUAGAAAUUUACAUUUUGGAGAUUUGUGGACAUUAACCAAAUUAUAUCAAAUGUAUUUUCAUUACCCGACUACAAGAAGGGUUAUUAUAACAGCCAAUUGACAGUUUCGCAGCGCAGAAGUCGCGGCAUAAUCUAUGUCAGAGAUAGCGAACCUUCGAUAUGUUGUGAACCUCUCUUUACUCAGUCGAAAAAAUUUUUUUUAACAUUACAUCUGCUUCGGUGGACUUUUUAUCACCUGAAAUUCCUGAAUUAUGUACAUUAGGAAGGCUGACUAAGUCGUGAAAUAAAAUCAUAUUUUUAGGUGUAUUCAAAGGUGCGCCAUCUCUGACCUUAUUCAUUGCGACUUUGCGACAGUCGCGUAGUCGAGUAGUCGCGGCGUCAUGGUCGUGUAUAUUUGUUAAAUACGAGAAGGUACGUCUACGACGAUAAGCAGCACUAAUUGUAACGACAUUUUUAUUACUCGACAGUGUGAGUUUCAAAUCAGUCUUCAUCUGUCUUUGUCUUAUAUCAUACUAUAGAAUAUAGAUAAAGAGAGAUAAAGACGAAUUUAAAACUCGUUCUGUCGAGUUAUCGUUACAGAAUUGUGCCUUAAAAGCCGCUGUAAAAGCGCUUUCAAAUUCUGACAUUUAUAUUAUGAAUUCUACCAAGACGUCGUAAUCAUCCUAUAUUAUUUAUUAAAAUUAAAUUUUGAAUUGUUCAUAAAAUAUACCUACAUAUGAAUAAUUAUACUAUCAGUUGUAUUGCUGUGAAUUUUAAACAUAUUAAUUAUAAAUGUAAAUAAACAUAUUGAAAUGAAGAAA
Messenger RNA from Bicyclus anynana (squinting bush brown), 5996 nucleotides. RefSeq names its product MTOR-associated protein MEAK7. The annotation marks the transcript as partial. The transcript is spliced from 10 exons. NCBI's taxonomy places the organism in Eukaryota, Metazoa, Arthropoda, Insecta, Lepidoptera, Nymphalidae. The record is from RefSeq and is a predicted model, not a curated record.